This is a messenger RNA of Labeo rohita (rohu), 3977 nucleotides long. RefSeq names its product ADP-ribosylation factor-like 4Ca (gene arl4ca). NCBI's taxonomy places the organism in Eukaryota, Metazoa, Chordata, Actinopteri, Cypriniformes, Cyprinidae. Gene Ontology annotation, biological process: intracellular protein transport; endocytic recycling. The transcript has a single exon. Gene Ontology annotation, cellular component: cytoplasm. The record is from RefSeq and is a predicted model, not a curated record. Gene Ontology annotation, molecular function: GTP binding; GTPase activity. Bases 551 to 1129 code for a protein of 192 amino acids.
CACAGACAGCAGCAGCAGCAGCAGUGCUUCAGUGUGAGGCAGAGCACAGCGGGGAAACCUCCAUCUACUCUCACUGUCGGCUUGUUUUUAUCACCGCUGAGGAAACGCCUCGCUCCCUGACCUUACUGUCUCGGAAUUAUGCUGCGUGGGGAAGAAAUCUGAUCGGGCUCUUCGCAAACAUACAGAGGAGAUAAACGGAGAUCUGCGGUCUGCAGCACAACACAUCAUCUGAAAACAGGAGGAGAACCCAACGCCCUUCCCAGACCGACCAUGCAUACCUGCCUGGGUGGAUGUGCAAUGGAGAUCAAGGAUGCUUUUAUGGGUUUCCACAUGGACUGUUAACUCGUUGAGGCACCUCUCCUGUACAUGUUUUAUGGAUCGCUUUAUGGAAUCACAACCUGGUGUUUUUUCCCCUAAAUCUCAAAGUCAUCCCAAGUUGGAAGCUUAAUAACCAAUGAAUCGGAAGCCUGGAAGCCUCAAGCUGGUCUUCAGAUGCUUAUAGAGGCAAGCUUGCUAUGUGAUUUAUUGAGUAUUAUACAUUCAUCAUAAAAUGGGGAACGGUUUCUCCAACAUUGCAGCGUUCCAGUCCCUGCACAUCGUGAUGCUCGGAUUGGAUUCGGCUGGUAAAACCACUGUACUGUAUCGGUUAAAGUUCAACGAAUUCGUCAACACCGUACCCACCAUCGGCUUCAACACUGAGAAGAUCAAACUCAGCAAUGGCACCGCCAAAGGCAUCAGCUGUCACUUCUGGGACGUAGGCGGACAGGAGAAGUUAAGACCCUUGUGGAAAUCCUACAGCCGCUGCACGGACGGUAUUAUUUACGUGGUGGACUCUGUAGAUGUUGACCGUCUUGAGGAAGCCAAGACGGAACUGCAUAAAGUCACCAAAUUCGCAGAGAACCAAGGAACUCCUUUGCUGGUGAUCGCCAACAAGCAGGACCUUCCCAAAUCCCUCACAGUCACCGAGAUUGAGAAGCACCUGGCACUGCAUGAACUCAGUCCUUCCACUACAUACCACGUCCAACCGGCCUGCGCCAUCAUUGGCGAAGGUCUCCAUGAAGGAAUGGACAAACUAUAUGAGAUGAUCGUCAAACGAAGGAAAUCUCUUAAACAGAAGAAGAAACGAUAGACGAUCACAGACUUGUAAAGACAUUUUAAGGGAUAGUUCACCCAAAAAUGACAAUUCUGUCAACAUUUAUUUACCGUCAUGUUGUAUGACUUACUUACUUCUGUUUUUGUUCAUACAGUUAAAGUCAAUAGGGUUCAAGAUGAACAUUUGGACCCUACUGAAUUUCAUUGUGUGAGCAAGCAGACAUUUCCUUGUGAACUGUAGAAAAAAUAAUGUUGUACAAGUUUGGGACGAUUUGAAGUUGAGUAAAUGAUGACAGAAUUGUCCAUUUUGGGUAAACUAAAGACAUUGCCAUUAAAGACAUGACGGGUUUUGCCUUGCAGGAUUUGGUAACACUUUAUAGUAACUUUCAUUAAUAUCAAUCUCAAAAGAUCUGAAUAGUAUCUGAAUCAUUUAUGUUUGCAUAAAUGUUCAUAUAUGAAUCUACAUGAGCUCUUGAUCUGUUAAAGGUGACUAAAAUAAAAGAUGAAAAAUAAAAUAAUAUAAAAUAUUUGCAUUUUUGAAACAUAGCAACUUGACACCUGUUGGAAAACAAUCAUUAUUUUUGCGAUUGCUUGCGGUUGCACAGAAAUUAUACACUUUAAGCAAGUUUUAUUUUUGAAAGUUACUAUUAAGUGUUACUGAAGAUAAAAAAGUGCUAAAUAAUAUGCUUACAUAUAGAACCAAAAACCUAAAUAGCAAGAAAAUAUAGAACUAGUCAAUAAUUUAAAAUGCAUUAAAAUAAGAUUUAAAAAAAAAAUGGGCCGGACCCAUGUUGCUGCUUGAUAUUAACUUCUUAAAUAUCGAUAAUAAUCGUUAGCCUGUGCUUUGCAGAAACCCUAUACGAAGAGUACUUUUGUUUUGAAAUCAUUCCUUAAACUGAAUGCCACAUGCACCUGUAUGUACAUUUAAAUGAUUAAAAUGAUUAUUUUGUACAUUUAUGAUGCCCUUCUUGCAUAACUAGCAGCACAUUUACCUUUAAUUCUUGCUCCACCAGUGCAGUUUGUUUUCCUUUUUUCUUUCUUUCUGUCUUUCUUUUUAAAAUUCAGCACCCUGUAGGCCAUGACCUAUGGAAGCUUGUUUCCAUAACAGAAUAACAUGGACAAAUAAAUCAAUAAAACAGUAAUUCCACACUAUAUCUCACAAUUAGGACUUCUUCACAAUUCUGAGAGAAAAAAAAAAAGAGCCAGAACUGUGAGAUAUAAACUCAGAAUUAUGUUGGGAAGAGAUGGAAAAUCAGAAUUGUGAGAAGAAAAAAAGUCAAAACGAUCAGAUGGAAACUCAGAAUUCCAAGAUAUAAAACAAGAAUUCUGAGAAAACCUAAAUUGCAAGAUGUAAACCCAGAAUUCCAAGAUAUAAACUCAGGAUUCUGAGCAAAAGGUCAAAAUGGCAAGAUAGAAACUCAGAAUUCCGAGAUAUAAACUCAGAAUUCAGAGGAGAAAAAAAAGUAAAAAUUGCAAGAUGUAAACUUUAAAUUCUGAGAAGACUCAAAUUGCGAGAUAUAUCCUCAGCAUUCCGAGACCUAAACUCAGAAUUUUGAGAAAAAAAGUAAAAAAUUGCUAGAUCUAAACUUGGAAUUCCAAAAUAUAAACUCAGAACUCUGAGGAAAAAAAGUCAAAAUUCUGAGCUGUAAACUCAGAAUUCCAAGAUAUACAUUCCAAUAUAUAAACUCAGAAUUCUGAAGGAAAAAAAAAAAAAAAAAAAAAAAAAGCUGUAAACUCAGAAUUCCAAGAUCUAAACUCAGAAUUAUGAGAAAAAAGAAGUCAAAAUUGCAAGAAUUCCGAGAUAUAAAAUGAGAAUUCUGAGGAAGAAAAGUAAAAAUUGCAAGAUGUACUGUACAUUCAGAAUUCUGAGAAAACGGUCAAAAAAAUUAGAUUUAAAUUCAGAAUUCCAAGAUAUAAACUCAGAAUUCUAAAUAAAAAAAUGUCAAAAUUUUCGAGAUGUAAAUUUAGAAUUCUGAGGGAAAAAAGGCAGAAUUCUGAGCUGUAAACUCAGAAUUCCAAGAUAUAAACAAUAACAACAACAACAACAAAAGUACAAAAUUUCAAGAUGUGAUUUCAAAAUUCUGAGAUAUAAACUCAAAAUUCUGAGUAAAAAGAAGUCAAAAUUGCAAGAUGUAAAUUCAGAAUUCCGAGAUAUAAAAUGAGAAUUCUGAGGAAAAAAGUGAGAAUUCUGAGACCGUAAACUCAGAAUUCCAAUAUAUAAACUCAGAGAUAUAAACUCAGAAUUCCGAGGAAGAAAAGUAAAAAUUGCAAGAUGUACAUUCAGAAUACCGAAAUAUAAACUCAGAAUUCUGAGUAAAAAAUGUCAAUUUUCGAGAUGUAAAUUUAGAAUUCUAAGAAAAAAGUCAAAAUGUGAGAUAUAAACUCAGAAUUUGGAGAUAUAAACUCUGAGAUAUAAAAGAAAAAAAAAAAAAAUUUAAAAGUGUAAAGAUGUAAUUUCAGAACUCUGAGCUAUAAACUCGGAAAAAAAGUCAAAAUUGUGAGUUGUAAACUCAGAAUUCAAAGAUAUAAACUCUGAAAUAUAAACUCGGAAUUCCAAGAAGAAAGUAACAAUAGCAAGAUGUAAAUUCAGAAUUGUGAGAUGUAAACUCGUAAUUGUGAGAGUUUAUUUCUCGAAAUUCUUUUAUUCUCGGUAUUGCAAGGGAAGAGGGUCUGAAUUGUGAGUAUAAAAUUCAGCAAAUGACCUGUUUUAUUUAUUUUUUCCCAUGGCUAAACUGGUCUCCCAUAAUGACCAGAUACAUUUGUUUUGCUUAAAUGCUACUUUGAACUACAAUCAGAGAUUGUUGUAUCAUGGAACCAUGUAGUAAAAUGAAGACUGUUUAUGACAUGAUGCCAAAAAUAAUCAAAAUAAAUGAUAUUGAAAUAUA